Suillus subalutaceus is the source of this 910-nucleotide messenger RNA. RefSeq lists its product as uncharacterized. The record is from RefSeq and is a predicted model, not a curated record. The transcript has 8 exons. Bases 21 to 815 code for a protein of 264 amino acids. NCBI's taxonomy places the organism in Eukaryota, Fungi, Basidiomycota, Agaricomycetes, Boletales, Suillaceae.
CUUCAAGUUCGGUCGAGUCCAUGGUGGCACAACAGCCAGUUGAAUUGAUGGCCGCUCUGGGGGCUGUGAAGCGCCCGGCUCCACCACUCACAGAGGUAGAAGGCCUCCAGGUGGUUCAGAAGGUCAAAAUUGGUGAUGGCGGCAGUUCUAUUCUCGCUAACUCGACAAUCUAUCCAGGUGAUGUUGAGAGUCGCAACUGGUCGGGCGAAGCAUGGGCUGCAUCGUGUCGGGCAAAUGGAGUGAGAAUUGAUUAUGAUGAGGACGCUUACAAAUUGAUAACUUCACGAGGCUCUAAUCUGCGGAGCGAACUUAAAACUGUCAUGCAGCCUCUUGUUAUGACAGAGUUUGGCUUCAGUGACGACAAAACACCUGAAGCCACAUCCCUCAAUGCAGUGCUGGUAAAGUCACUCCUUAAAACCGGCAUGAUUAAAUGGUGCUACGAGAAGAAGAACUCACUUGGGGUCAAGUUCCCUGCCUAUUUCAUGGAUGCGAGCACUGGCAGCGUGAGCUUUGGCAUCAUCGUGGCAAUCCUUACAGCUGUCGAGGCCUGCGUCAUGGAAUGGACCACCGGGACAAGGACUGAAACAAAAUUUUACAAGGAGCAGUAUGCGACGGUGUUCAACACAUACCUGACCCUCCUCAUCACCUUCACAAAGCUGUUGAAGGUUGCACGUACUAACGACAACUCACCAGACACCAACGGAAAUGUCGCCAACGAGCCUAUCCCAAGUGCUGCUACUCAACACUUCACAGUCGACGAGUUCGCGGCGGCGGCAGCUGAGUGGGAUAAUCGCAGCGGAGCUGACUCAGGAUGAUAUGAUUGGUAGUGGCUAACUGUUGUGCGAGCAUUAGUACUAGUACUGUUCAUGUUCGUGGCUCCGGAAAAUAAAAAUGCCGUACUAUUGUUUUU